UACGUGGUUCUGGAUCGAAGACACUGAUCCCUCUUUCCCUCAACACGAAGUCACCGCCGCCGACUCCGAACUCCCUCUAAGUAGCGCAUGAGGCGUAGAAUUCCGCUUCUGCUGCUAUUUGAAUUUAGACAGACUGAGAGAAAAAAGGGGAGAGAAUCUAGAAUUUCUCUUGUUUUCUCCGAGAAAUAACAGAUCUAAAGAGCCGUUUUCCGGUUUUGGGUAUCGAGUCUGAAUUUACAGAGAGAGGAGAACUUUCUAGUUUUGGGUAUUGGGUCUGAUUUUACAGAGAGAACUCUCUCUCUCUCUCUCUCUCUCUCUCUCUCUCUCUCUUAGAUGGCAACUGACAGCGAAUUACUGGAAGGGACGCUGCAGAACAUCUUGGAUCAGGACACCCUGAAAUGGGUUUUCGUCGGUGGGAAAGGCGGUGUCGGGAAGACGACAUGCAGUUCGAUCCUUUCGAUCCUUCUAUCGACAGUCCGGUCCUCUGUUCUCAUCAUAUCCACUGACCCUGCACAUAAUCUCAGCGAUGCGUUCCAGCAGCGAUUCACCAAAACCCCUACCUUGGUCAAUGGAUUCACCAAUCUCUACGCAAUGGAGGUGGAUCCCAAUGUAGAGAAUGAUGAAUUGCCCAAUGGGGAAGGGAUGGACAGCUUUCUUUCUGAGCUCGCGAAUGCAAUUCCUGGGAUUGAUGAAGCUAUGAGCUUUGCUGAGAUGCUUAAGUUGGUGCAAACGAUGGAUUAUUCAGUUAUAGUGUUUGAUACAGCUCCAACUGGCCAUACGCUGCGGCUAUUGCAAUUCCCAUCAACAUUAGAGAAGGGUCUGGCAAAAAUGAUGACCUUAAAGAAUAGAUUUGGAGGCAUAUUGAGCCAGGUGACCCGUCUCUUUGGCCUCGAAGAUGAAUUUGGUGAGGAUGCUAUCCUGGGAAAGCUCGAGGGCAUGAAAGAUGUGAUUGAGCAAGUGAAUAAGCAAUUCAAGGAUCCGGACUUGACAACGUUCGUCUGUGUUUGCAUCCCAGAGUUCCUUUCUCUCUAUGAAACAGAGAGGUUGGUCCAAGAACUAGCGAAGUUUGACAUCGACACUCACAAUAUCAUCAUCAAUCAAGUGAUUUUCGAUGAAGAAGGUGUUGAAUCGAAGUUGCUGAAAGCACGAAUGCGGAUGCAGCAGAAAUAUAUUGAUCAGUUCUACAUUCUGUAUGAUGACUUCAACAUCACUAAGUUACCAUUGCUUCCAGAAGAGGUGUGUGGAACUGAAGCGUUGAAAGCAUUUUCCACUCACUUCGUAUCACCAUACAAGCCAUCUAUCACCAAAGGCACUGUCGAGGAGCUAGAGCAGAGAGUGUCUAUCCUACGGUCGCAGCUGAAAGAAGCUGAAGAGGAGCUUGAGAAAAUGAGGAAAGGGAAGGGAAAGGUCUGAUCCGCCCAUCACCUCUAUGGUCCGAUUCUUUCAUUUCUUUUCACUGCAUUCAUAAACUUAUGGGUCGCCACUGCUUCUGAAGGCCAUUGCAUGUGGGGGCUAAUGUAAAGCACGGGAUUUCUUGUUUCUAAUCUCUGAUGCAAUAGCUCUCACGGCCAUUGGCCGGGUCUGUACUCUUAGUAUUAAACUAGAAAAUGUAAUUUUCAUAUAUUUAAAUUUUAUGAUGCUCUAGCACUUAUGGCACGUGCACAUUGACACAUGCGGCAUAUGUAGGGUGUUUGAAGAUUGAUGGUGACACCCCUGGCACAUGGGAUGUAUUGAUAUGCACAUCACACAUGUAGCACUUACGGCAAGGGAUACGUUUUUUUUUUCAUAUUUAUUCAACAUUUUUCUCUUCCUUUAUCCCAACUUUUGGGAAGAAAUUGUUCCUA
This is a messenger RNA of Magnolia sinica, 1844 nucleotides long. RefSeq names its product ATPase GET3A-like. NCBI's taxonomy places the organism in Eukaryota, Viridiplantae, Streptophyta, Magnoliopsida, Magnoliales, Magnoliaceae. Gene Ontology annotation, cellular component: GET complex. Bases 334 to 1413 code for a protein of 359 amino acids. The transcript has 7 exons. The record is from RefSeq and is a predicted model, not a curated record. Gene Ontology annotation, molecular function: ATP binding; ATP hydrolysis activity. Gene Ontology annotation, biological process: post-translational protein targeting to endoplasmic reticulum membrane.